Notothenia coriiceps (black rockcod) is the source of this 876-nucleotide messenger RNA. RefSeq names its product protein O-linked-mannose beta-1,2-N-acetylglucosaminyltransferase 1-like. The record is from RefSeq and is a predicted model, not a curated record. The transcript has 8 exons. Gene Ontology annotation, cellular component: Golgi membrane. The annotation marks the transcript as partial. Gene Ontology annotation, biological process: protein O-linked glycosylation via N-acetylgalactosamine. Lineage: Eukaryota; Metazoa; Chordata; Actinopteri; Perciformes; Nototheniidae. Gene Ontology annotation, molecular function: beta-1,3-galactosyl-O-glycosyl-glycoprotein beta-1,3-N-acetylglucosaminyltransferase activity.
AUGGGAACACCAGGCCCAGGUAUUCCCAGUAAACAACCACACCUACUGGCAUCUGCAUCACAAAACACAAAGACAAGCAGCCAGAGCAGCAGCCAGCAAAGGAAAAUACAUGUAUUUUUCCCCUUUUCACAGGCUGGUGCUGUGCUGUUUCUGCUGAUUACUGUCAUAGUCAACAUUAAACUCAUCUUGGACACCAGAAGAGUCGCCAGUGAAGAUGCAGCAGCUCAAGAAUAUGAGGACAUUGUUCCCAACAUGGAGACGCCACGCAGGCCGGCUAGUGGACGCAAAGUCCUGGACAUUGAAGUGUACUCCAGCCGCUCCAAGGUCUACGUGGCAGUGGACGGCACCACAGUGUUGGAGGAUGAUAUGCGGGAGCAGGGCAGAGGCAUCCAUGUGAUAGUUCUCAACCAGGCAACUGGCCAUGUGAUGGCCAAGAGGAUAUUCGACACCUACUCCCCCCACGAGGAUGAUGCCAUGAUCCUCUUCCUCAACAUGGUGACCCGGGGCCGAGUCCUCAUCUUCACCAUAAAGGAUGAAGGCACGUUCCACCUGAAGGAUGCUGCUAAGAACCUGCUGAAGAUUCUGGGCAGCCAGGUGUCCCUCAACCUCAGCUGGAGGGACAUGUGGACACUGGUGGUGAAGAAAGGAGGUCAGGUGUAUGGAGAGAAGCACUCAAAGUCUCCAGCUCUGUCCACCUGGGGGGACCCGGUGCUGCUGAAGACUGAGGUGCAGCUCACCGCCUCUGAAGAGGCAGAGUGCCACUGGGCCGACACGGAGCUGAACAGGAGGAGGAAGCUCUUCUGCAGCAAAGUGGAAGGAUACGGCAGCAUCUGCAGCUGCAAAGACCCGGCGCCCAUCGAGUUCAGCCCUGACCCC